This is a messenger RNA of Sphaeramia orbicularis (orbiculate cardinalfish), 650 nucleotides long. RefSeq names its product C-C motif chemokine 3-like 1. Gene Ontology annotation, molecular function: chemokine activity. Gene Ontology annotation, cellular component: extracellular region. The record is from RefSeq and is a predicted model, not a curated record. The coding region runs from base 66 to 419 and encodes 117 amino acids. Gene Ontology annotation, biological process: immune response. The transcript has 3 exons. Lineage: Eukaryota; Metazoa; Chordata; Actinopteri; Kurtiformes; Apogonidae.
AAUAAUAAAGGGAGUGGAGGGAGAAGAGAGAAGAGAGACGACGACAGACAGACACACAGAUCAACAUGAUGAUGAUGAUGAUGAUGAAGAAGUCCGUUUUUCUGGUCAUCUGCACCUUGCUCUUCUCAUCCCUGGCUGUCUUUGCAUCUCAAAGUAUCUUUGGUCCAGAGGAGUGCUGUUUUAACCAUGUCCAAAAAAGGCUGCCGAAGAAUAACGUCCAGGACUACAGGUGGACUGACAGAAAGUGUGCAAAGGAGUCUGUGAUUUUGGUGAUGCGUAAGGGGGAACUCUGCGCCGACCCGACUGAGGAGUGGGUCAUGAGAAUCAUAAGAGACCAAGACAGGAAAAAAGAAAGGUUACGCGCAACUGCAACAGCAACCGCUGGGCCUCCUCGAGUUUCCCCACAAUACUCUGAAUGAUCUGAUGUGUGUUAACUACACUUCAGGUCUCUCUGAAGUGGCAGUGCAUCGUCCUGUAUCUUUAAAGCUAUUUUUUUUUCUGCAAAGAUUAAUUUCCUGUAACCCCAAAAUGCUAAAUAACUGGAGAUUACUCGUAUUUGGUUUAUUUUCUGUCUCUUAUCUGCAUAUAAGCUGUGCCAUUUAAAUUCAACAGAUAAUAUUGUUUUUAAUAAAGGACUGCAAGUAAUUAUA